This is a messenger RNA of Ylistrum balloti, 1707 nucleotides long. Its product is annotated as serine/threonine-protein phosphatase 6 regulatory ankyrin repeat subunit A-like. The transcript is spliced from 8 exons. Gene Ontology annotation, biological process: intracellular signal transduction. Lineage: Eukaryota; Metazoa; Mollusca; Bivalvia; Pectinida; Pectinidae. Bases 1 to 1707 code for a protein of 568 amino acids. The record is from RefSeq and is a predicted model, not a curated record. Gene Ontology annotation, molecular function: protein binding.
AUGGCACAGACCACAGCCUUGGGAGAGAAGAGAAUGGGCUUGAGUGCCAGUCGAAAGGAGGACUACAAUAAGCUGAUCCUCGCCAUCCAACGUGGAGACCUAGAUGACAUUGAAGAGCUCCUCAGCACAGGCCUUAAGAUAAACAAGCCGGUUGAUUCUACAUCGCUCUUGUAUAAUGCUGUGGAAGGUGGUCACGUGAACGUAGUCAAAUUGUUAAUCAACUGCGGAAGUGAUGUCAAUAUCGGUAGGAUCAAUGACUCUGUUGUUGCCAACUUGAUGCCAAGCACAAUGUAUGAAAUCGACAGCCCACUUCACCUUGCGUGUAAGCUUGGUCAUGUUGACAUUGUUCUCGAAUUACUGUCGUGUGGAGUAGAUGUAAACAGAACUAACCAGUACGGUAUGACAACAGUAUGGAAAAUGGCGGCCGAGGGUAAACACGACAUGUUAAAACUUCUUCUACGACACCCAAAUGUGGAUGUCGCUUUGCCAUCGGGAGAUAACUGCAUCCCUCAACUAAACAGCCACACCACGCCACUGAUAAUGGCAGCCAGAGAAUCACAUGACGCAGUAGCGACAUUGUUAUGUCAGCACCCUUCGAAUGACGUCAACCGGGCGGAUACACAGGGGCGGACAGCUCUGCAUUACGCCGCGUUUAACGGUAACGACCAAAUGACAGCCAUGUUGCUUUGGAGAGGUGCGAAAAUCGACAGUGUGGACGAGGAUAGGGUGACUCCUCUAUACACCGCUUGUAAACACGGUCACACAGACAUAGUCAAGAGGCUGCUAGUGGCAGGUGCUGACACAUCUAUCGCAAUACGCACUGAUUCUAGCAACAACGGCUUCUCCCCGCUUCACAUCGCAGUAUUCCAGGGUCACAUGGAUGUAGUACGAUUGCUGUGUGACUUUAACCCGGAAAUGAUUGACAUGAGCACAGCCAAAGAAAAGACACCUUUAAUCCUCGCUUGUUACGCUGGAAGACGGGACGUCGUGUUGUUCUUACUUCAGCGAGGUGCUAAUUCUAACGUUACAGAUGCCUUUCACCAGACGCCCCUUCUGUAUGCACUUAGUCAUGGAAUACAGGCGGAGGCAAGCAAAAGUAUUUUUAAUGACGAUAAAAACGAUAAAGUGCCUAAGGAUCAGAUACGUUUGGAUGAUGUUAGUCGUAAUCAGUCCCCAUUCAGUUUGUAUAAUGAGUUUGAUUUACGUGACGAUAUUAAUAACAAUGAUGAUAUUUCUAUUUUGGAACUUCUUAUUCGUCAUGGUGCUGAUGUCAAUACUUUAGACAUCCAUCAACGUUCUGUCGGUUUCUACAGCAUAACGAAAGGAACUCUACCUCAGUGUGUUAUGAUGAUGAAAUACGGUGCUGAUAUACACCCUUUUGAUAUAGUGAGCUUCUCAAAGAUGGCGAACUGUGACAAAUUGAAAGCCUUAAUUCAAAUUGAUCUGCGAUUUAGAAAUGUUGCCAAGAUGUGUUGCAAACAUCAGGACAUAGAACGAACUCUUGAACGCAGUCUGGAACACGAACUGACCAAUCCCCCUAGUCUAAAAGUGCAAUGUCGGCAUGUUAUACGUAAAACAUUGUUGUUGAAGCAAAAUGGCGCUUUACACAAGCAAACUCAGGAACUACCUAUACCCAAAUUACUCAAAUGGUAUAUUUUACUUAAUGACGUAUGCAAUCAAUUUGAUGUAGCAUCUAAAUAUACAUAA